Messenger RNA from Arvicanthis niloticus (Nile rat), 1231 nucleotides. RefSeq names its product serpin B9-like. Gene Ontology annotation, biological process: negative regulation of endopeptidase activity. Lineage: Eukaryota; Metazoa; Chordata; Mammalia; Rodentia; Muridae. The record is from RefSeq and is a predicted model, not a curated record. Gene Ontology annotation, molecular function: serine-type endopeptidase inhibitor activity. Gene Ontology annotation, cellular component: cytoplasm.
UUGAACACUGCAGCGUGAGACCACAAACGUUGGAAACUCUGUAUUAUGAAUAAUAUAUUGUCUGAAGCAAAUGGCACCUUUGCCAUCCAUAUUCUGAAGAUCCUCUGUCAAGACAAACCUUCAGGAAAUGUGUGUUAUUCUCCUGUGAGCACCUCCUCUGCCCUAGCUAUGGUCCUCUUGGGGGCAAAGGGAGACACUGCAGUCCAGAUAUCUCAGGCACUUCAUUUAAACCCAGAUGAAGACAUCCAUCAGGGCUUCCAGUUGCUUUUCCAAAACCUGAAUGAGCAAAACAAAAAGUACUGCCUUAGAAUGGCCAACAGGCUCUUUGCAGAUAGUACUUGUGAAUUACUUCCAACCUUUAAGGAGUCCUGUCUUAAAUUCUAUCACUCGGAGAUGGAGCAGCUCUCCCUUGCUGAAGCUCCAGAGGAGUCCAGGAAACACAUAAACACAUGGGUCUCUAAACAGACUGAAGGCAAAAUUUCAGAUGUAUUGUCAGAAGACUCACUUGAUUCAGAGACCAGGCUGAUUCUAGUCAAUGCCUUAUAUUUCCAAGGAACAUGGUGUAACACCUUUGACAAAGAUGAGACCAAGGAAAAGCCCUUUAAGAUAAACAAGAGUGAAACAAGGCCAGUGCAGAUGAUGCAUCAGGAAGACGAAUUUGACCUCGCCUAUGUGAAGGAAAUUCAGACACAAGUGUUGGUGAUGCCCUAUGAGGGCAAGGAGCUGAGUUUCAUAGUCCUGCUCCCAGAUGAGGGUGUGGACAUCAGCAAGGUGGAAAACAGUCUCACUUUUGAGAAGUUAACAGCCUGGACCAAACCAGAUUUUAUGAAUCACACUGAGGUUCAUGUUUAUCUUCCAAAAUUUCAACUGCAAGAGCAGUAUGAUAUGAACACCCUGUUGCAGCAUUUGGGAAUAAUGGAUGUCUUCGAUGCGAGCAAGGCUGACUUAUCAGGAAUGUCUACUGAGAAAGACCUGUGUCUGUCCAAGUGUCUUCACAAGUGUGUGGUAGAAGUCCAUGAAAAAGGAACAGAGGCUUCAGCAACCGUUGUCGUAAAAGCUGUACCUAUGUGUUUAAGUUUUGAUACCCCACCAACUUUCUGUGCUGACCACCCCUUCCUUUUCUUCAUCAAGCACAACAAAACCAACAGCAUCCUGUUCUGUGGCAGGUUCUCAUCUCCUUAAAGACAAUGUUAUUAUAUGGGGAGAGUUCUCUUUUGGCAAAUUCACUACC